UUGACAACAGCUGUUUUCUGUAAAAUAGGUAAACAUACGACCGAUUAUAAAAUUAAAUUAACUAAAUAUGAUAAAAUCUUACAUAUUUCGCGAGAUUCGAUAUAAUCGAUUAAGUAUUCCAUUUUUGCGCACGUUCAAUCAUGGUUUUACGGACACAGAACCACAGAAGAGAAAAGGAAGUGAAAAAGAAAAGGUCGCUUCUACUGUCGCCAAUUCUGCGCCAAUGAUUAAGCAUAAAGUAGCAGGCUCCGUCAGCCAUAAAUAUCAAAUAUUCCAAGAUACGGAUGCUAAUGAGAUUUUUGACGUUGAAGAAGAACGUUAUCGGUAUCAAAAUGAGCCGGAGCCGAAAAAUACCGAACACAAUGAAUAUUUAGGACUGAACUUAAAUCAUGGAAAACAUGGUGUAUACGAUGUAGAAGAUCUGGUUGAUGUAUUGCGAAAGGAAAAUGCAGAAGAUGUUUUCGUUUGUUCUGUUCCUAAAGAUUUAAAGUAUGUAGAUUAUAUGGUGGUAUGUAGUGGGCGCAGCUAUAGGCACAUGUUGGCGAUUGCGGAAUUUGUGAGGCGUAUUUAUAAAGUAAAGCGUACGAAAGGAGAGAUUUUACCAAAGAUCGAAGGUGAAAACAGUCGACAGUGGAUGGCACUGGAUCUGGGUAACAUUGCUCUGCAUGUGUUUUCACCAGAUGCACGCGAACAAUACGAUUUGGAAUCAUUAUGGGCGAUAGGAAUUGAGUAUGACAAAGAAACACAUAAGCCUCAGGAUCCACUUGUCGAACUUUUUGAAAAACAUUCUAUAACGCUGGGCGACACACAUCCUAAGGGAACAAUUACCAGUCACUAAUAUUACCAUAAUAUAUAUGAGUUCAUACAUUUGUUUUUGGUAUGUGGUAGUAAUAUAUUUAAUUCAUUAAAUUAACAAAUUAUUUA
This is a messenger RNA of Bactrocera tryoni, 924 nucleotides long. RefSeq lists its product as uncharacterized. Bases 68 to 838 code for a protein of 256 amino acids. Gene Ontology annotation, molecular function: ribosomal large subunit binding. Gene Ontology annotation, biological process: negative regulation of ribosome biogenesis; negative regulation of translation. Gene Ontology annotation, cellular component: mitochondrion. The record is from RefSeq and is a predicted model, not a curated record. Lineage: Eukaryota; Metazoa; Arthropoda; Insecta; Diptera; Tephritidae. The transcript is spliced from 4 exons.